AUGAAGAAUCUUCAAUCAAUUGGAACGAGAAAUCAUCCGGUUCGUUAUCUUCUUUCCGGUUCGAACCGGUUUUUGGAUUUCGAUUUCCAUCCAGAAACAACGUCUCCGGAGGAAAUUCAGAAUCCCAGAAAUACUCGCCGGGGAGAGAUAACUCCGGCGAUGAAUACGGAUCCGGGAACAGACGGCUUUACCUCCGCCGCCAGAUCGAUCGGAUCCGUCUCCAGCUCCGUUCGAUAUUCUGAUUCCUCUUUAGGCUCUGGUUCCGGAAUCGCAUCCGGUAACCGUUUUAAGAUCGAUAAAUCCCCACCGUCUCUAGCAAAAGGGUCAGUGAAAAUAAUCGAGUACCGUGGGGUGAAAGUUAGGACAAGUGUUGCAGAUCUGAGAGAGGCAAACUAUCGUGCUCAAGGCAAAGAUUGUUAUCUGUUCAAGAUAAGCGAAGAGAUAGUGAUUGAUGCCACAAACUCUGGAAACAUAGCCCGACUGAUCAACCAUUCAUGUAUGCCCCAAUUGCUAUGCACAUGUUGUGAGUGA
Molecule: messenger RNA, 531 nt
Organism: Eruca vesicaria subsp. sativa (arugula)
Lineage: Eukaryota; Viridiplantae; Streptophyta; Magnoliopsida; Brassicales; Brassicaceae
Source: the annotation of a GenBank genome assembly